AUACCCUAGCGUCGUUUACAAAUCGUCAAAAACUAGGCAAUCCGCUAUACUCACACGUCAAAUGUCAACUUCAUUACCGUUAUUUAAUAUAUUUUUUGUUGGCAACAUAAAACAUUUUCAGAGUGACCAACAUCAAAAGGACACAACCACUAUAAAAAUGGCGGCCACCAUGCAGUGGUCAUUUUUGGGUAUCGCGGCCAUAUGCAUUAGCAGUCCAGGUAUAUUUUUAAGUUCGUGGGCGGGGCGGAAUAGUCUGCCACCCAAGAUGGCCGAUUGAUUCUGAUUGUCUAAUUUUUGACGUACAUCAAAUAUGACAAUAGUGACAUUUUAACUGUCGUAUUUGACGAUUGACGAUUGUCUUUUUUAAGUUUUCUUUGGGUGGAAAACAAGCCAAGCCUCAUGAUUUUCUUCCAAUUUAAAGUUUUUAAGUAAUUUUAUAGCUUUUUGUAGUUUUUUUGAGUUCUGGGUUGAUACAUUAUUUUACAAACGUGCCAACAUCGAAUCAUUGUGCAACUACAUAGAGCAGGAGACAGGACGAGAACGUCUUCUAAGGUAAUGGAGAGAUAUGAGAAAAUUAGUAAAAUAGGCGAGGGAAGCUAUGGGGUGGUGUAUAAAUGUAAGAAUAGGGAUACUGGCGAAAUUGUCGCCAUAAAAAAAUUUACCGAGAGCGAAGAGGAUCCACUGAUACGAAAAAUCGCUUUGCGUGAGAUUAGACUUUUAAAGAAUUUGAAACAUCCAAAUCUAGUAAAUCUCUUAGAAGUGUUUAGGCGUAAGCGCAGAUUACAUUUAGUGCUAGAAUACUGCGAAAAAACAGUAUUAAAUGAACUGGAAAAGUACCCUAGAGGCGUUCCAGAAUUGGUAACUAAACAAAUAGUCUGGCAAACUAUUCAGGGCGUAUCGUAUUGUCAUCAACAUGGUUGUAUUCAUAGAGAUAUUAAGCCAGAGAAUAUUUUACUUACAUCUAAUGGCGUGGUGAAACUAUGCGAUUUUGGCUUCGCUCGAAUGUUAAAUCCAGGGGAGAAUUAUACAGAUUAUGUGGCAACUAGAUGGUAUAGAUCACCGGAACUUCUUGUUGGCGAUACUCAGUAUGGGACGCCGGUAGAUAUUUGGGCAAUAGGUUGUGUCAUGGCGGAGCUUAUAAAAGGAGAAGCCCUUUGGCCAGGAAAAUCUGACGUAGACCAACUUUAUUUAAUCAGGUGUACUGUGGGCGAUUUAUUGCCAAGGCACAUGCAGGCCUUUAAAAGUAAUGAUUUUUUUCAAGGGGUUAUUUUGCCGCAACCCCAGCAGCUGAUUCCACUGGAAGUGAAGUUGCCCAUGUGUAAUGGACUUGUGAUAGAUUUCUUAAAGAAAUGCCUGGACAAGGAUCCCUCUAAAAGAUGGACGUGUACCGAGUUGAUGAACCACGAGUAUUUUGAAAAAUUUAGUUUUAAAAUUGACGAAAUAGAAAGUAACGCUAGUAACGCCAAAGAGGAAAAAAUUAGAAAUCGGUCAAGGAAUUCUAAUAAUGGAUGCCCCAUGUCAUUACCACAACUACCCUUAAGUAAUAAAUCAAUAAGCCCCAGCAGACUUCAAGACAAUAAUCAAUCAAAGUCAAAAAUUGAGCAUUUACCAACCAUUUGACAAAAAUUAAACUUUUUUAAAUAGAAAGUAUCUCUAGUACUUAGGCGGGAUAUGAUUUUGACAUAUUAAGGUCUUUAGACAGAUUUGGAAGGUCAUGAAUGAAUACGUACUCAUAAAAUCUGUAAAUCAUCUUCUGUUUUAUUCUAAAUGCAUUAGAUGAUAAGAAAAAAAACAAUCAUUACAAAAUGUGUGUUGUAUUAAGACAUGAAAUAUUUUAAUGAUGCAAUUUAGAAACAAAAAUUAAAGUAAGUUAAGUGUGUAUAUAUUAUUAUACUUUUUAAAAUAGGAUAAUAGUUACCAAUAUCGCAGUGUUCAAUAAAUUUAUAUUUUUGUAAUUAAGUAAACUAUUGGAAUGUUUUGAUAGCCACUUUUG
This is a messenger RNA of Anthonomus grandis grandis, 1993 nucleotides long. Its product is annotated as cyclin-dependent kinase-like 4. The transcript is spliced from 7 exons. The record is from RefSeq and is a predicted model, not a curated record. Bases 556 to 1620 code for a protein of 354 amino acids. Gene Ontology annotation, cellular component: nucleus. Gene Ontology annotation, molecular function: cyclin-dependent protein serine/threonine kinase activity; ATP binding. NCBI's taxonomy places the organism in Eukaryota, Metazoa, Arthropoda, Insecta, Coleoptera, Curculionidae. Gene Ontology annotation, biological process: protein phosphorylation.